Messenger RNA from Paramecium sonneborni, 1359 nucleotides. Lineage: Eukaryota; Ciliophora; Oligohymenophorea; Peniculida; Parameciidae. The record is from the annotation of a GenBank genome assembly.
AUGAGAAUAUAAAGUACAGAUUAUACAGUACCUUAUUAUCAAGUUUAUCAUGGAAAGUCUUAAUAUUGUUUAAAAGGUAAGUUAGUAAUGGGGUAUUCAAGGAUUAGGUUUGUAAUAUCUUUUAUCUAUUUGAAUGCUAUUUCUUUAAUACAAUUAUUUAGAAUCUAUCCAAAACAGGAAUUAAUUUACACAGAAAUAUUAUUAAUAAUUUUUGCUGAUAUUUUCAUGAUGAUUACUGUUUUUAGCGACCCAGGUUUAAUACCUAGACUCAAUUCUCAAUUUUAAAAAGUAAAUUAUUAUAUGAAUAAGGUAUAGUGAAUGUUAUCUAAUACCAUAAAAAUAAAAAUUCACAACUGAAUUGUUAUUGGUGAUUUAAUAAAAAGUAAGUGAAUUAAAGUUUUGUGACUCAUGUAAAAUCUAUAAAACCUAAACAACAGUUCAUUGUAGAAAAUGUGAUAAUUGUGUUUAAGGUUUUGAUCAUCAUUGUGUAUGGUUAGGUUAAUGUAUAGGAUAAAGAAAUUAUCGUUAUUUUUACAUUUUUAUCUUAAUUUUAACCAUAAUGCUUACUUUAUUUUUUGUUGUACAAAUCUUACAUAUGAUUAAUUUGGAUAAUCUCAUAAUUUUAGAAUUUAUAAUUUAUGCUUUGUAAACAUUAGGAUUUCUAAUUUUCUCCAGUUAUUUAUUAGUUUUACAUACUUAUUUUAUUUUUACUAAUAAAACUACUUACGAAUAUUUAACAAUAAAUCGAUUUGUUAUAAACUAUUAUAAAUUAUUAUUUUAUUAAGGAUAAGGCAUUUUAUUUCAAAGAAGAUUAAAUAGAUUGUAUUAAAGUAUUUGGUCAAAAUUAUUAAAACCUAUUAGGUCUUAAUUUAUAUCAUUCAGCGAAAAAGUAUAAUUCUAUAAAAAUUAUAGGUUCAUUAUGAAGCACCUUCUUAUGUUGAAUAAAUAAGAAUUUAAUAAAAGAUGUAGUAUAUGUUUAAUGAUACAAUUGACAAAAUUUAAUUAGAAGAAAAGACAAAAACAUAUUAAAGCGAAUUAUGUAGUGGUAAAUAAAAUAGAGAAAAGUUAAGUUAAAGAUAAAAUGAGAUUCCUUUACAUUAGUAAGAAUUUGAUUUUAGAUUUUUAAAAGUGGAAUCAGAAAGUAAUGGUGAGUAAAUAAAUUAAUUAUCUCAUGAUUCUUCAUAAAGGGAAGAAAAAAAAGACUUAAAACUUUAUGGACUAUCAAAAUCAUAACAUAUUGAAUAUAAUAGAUUAAAAGAUGUUUAGAAGGAGAUUUUUACUGCAAAAAAUAAAUAAAAUGAUUAAAUUGAUAAAUAAUUUAAUGAAAUAAAAAUUGUUUCAAAAGAUAAAAAGGGGUGA